This is a messenger RNA of Pseudophryne corroboree (corroboree frog), 6999 nucleotides long. RefSeq lists its product as uncharacterized. The coding region runs from base 2938 to 4389 and encodes 483 amino acids. The transcript is spliced from 2 exons. The record is from RefSeq and is a predicted model, not a curated record. NCBI's taxonomy places the organism in Eukaryota, Metazoa, Chordata, Amphibia, Anura, Myobatrachidae.
UAGAUGGGUGUGCACUGGCUCCUCCCUCUAUGCCCCUCCUCCAGACCUCAGUUAGAUCCUGUGCCCAGAGGAGACUGGGUGCAUUACAGGGGAGCUCUCCUGAGUUUCUCUGAAAAAGAAUUUUGUUAGAUUUUUUUAUUUUCAGGGAGCACUGCUGGCAACAGGCUCCCUGCAUCGUGGGACUGAGGGGAGAGAAGCAGACCUACUUAAAUGAUAGGCUCUGCUUCUUAGGCUACUGGACACCAUUAGCUCCAGAGGGUCGGAACGCAGGUCUCACCCUUGCCGUUCGUCCCGGAGCCGCGCCACCGUCCUCCUCACAGAGCCGGAAGAUGGAAGCCGGGUGAGUAUAAGAAGAAAGAAGACUUCACAGGCGGCAGAAGACUUCAGAUCUUCUCUGAGGUAACGCUGCGCGCCAUUGCUCCCACACACAACACACACAGCGGGCACUGAUGGGUGCAGGGCGCAGGGGGGGGCGCCCUGGGCAGCAAUAUUAAACCUCUAGGGACUGGCUACCAAGUAUAUAGGCUGCGGAGGCAGUAUAUAUUAUAAUCCCCCGCCAGUAUUGUAAUUUUGAGCUGGACCGAAGCCCGCCGCUGAGGGAGCGGAGCUUGAUCCUCCAGCACUAACCAGCGCCAUUUUCUCCACAGCACACUGCAGAGAAGCUGGCUCCCCGGACUCUCCCCUGCUGAACACGGUGACAGAGGGCAAAAAAGAGGGGGGGCACUUUUAAUUGGCAGUGAGUGUAUAGAGAUAUAUUUAUAUAAAAGCGCUGUUUAUCUGGGAAGUUGGUUUCCAGUGUCAGUUGGCUCUGGGUGUGUGCUGGCAUACACUCUCUCUCUGUCUCUCUAAGGGGCCUUAUUGGGGAACUGUCUCCAUAUAGAUAUAUCCCUGAGUGUGUGGGGGUGUCGGUACGUGUGUCGGCAUGUCUGAAGCGGAAGGCUCAUCUAAGGAGGAGGUGCAGCAGAUGAUUGUGGUGUCUCCGUCGGCAACGCCGACACCUGAUUGGUUGGACAUGUGGAAUGUUUUAAAUGCAAAUGUGGCUUUGUUACAUAAGAGAUUAGACAAAGCAGAGUCCAGGGAUAAUACAGGGAGUCAAUCAAUGGCUUUAACGGUGUCACAGGGCCCUUCAGGGUCUCAAAAACGUCCCCUAUCCCAAAUAGCAGACACUGAUACCGACACGGAUUCUGACUCCAGUGUCGACUACGAUGAUGCGAGAUUACACCCAAGGGUGGCCAAGAGUAUUCAUUAUAUGAUUAUUGCAAUAACAGAUGUUUUGCAUAUCACAGAUGACCCCUCUGUCCCUGACAAGAGGGUACACAUGUUUAAAGAAAAGAAACCUGAGGUAACUUUUCCCCCAUCCCAUGAGGAGAACGAGUUAUUUGAAAAGGCUUGGGAAACUCCAGACAAGAAGCUUCAGAUUCCCAAAAGAAUUCUUAUGGCGUAUCCUUUCCCUGCGCAGGACAGGUUAUGGUGGGAAUCCUCACCCAGGGUGGAUAAGGCGUUAACACACUUGUCCAAAAAGGUGGCGCUUCCGUCUCCAGACACGGCAGCCCUCAAGGAUCCUGCUGAUCGCAGACAGGAAACUACCUUAAAAUCAAUUUAUACACAUACGGGGGCCUUGCUCAGACCGGCAAUAGCGUCGGCUUGGGUUUGUAGCGCUGUAGCAGCUUGGACUGAUACCUUGUCAACUGACAUUGAAACCCUAGAUAGGGAUACCAUUUUAUUGACCUUAGGUCACAUAAAAGACGCAGUCUUAUAUAUGAGAGACGCUCAGAGAGACAUUGGUCUGCUAGGUUCGAGAGCCAACGCCAUGGCAAUUUCUGCUAGGCGAGCUCUGUGGACCCGCCAAUGGACGGGUGAUGCCGACUCAAAGAAACAUAUGAAAGUUUUACCUUAAAAAGGUGAGGAUUUAUUUGGGGAAGGUCUCGAAAGACCUGGUUUCCACAGCUACCGCGGGUAAAUCUACCUUUUUACCUUAUGUUUCUCCACAGCAAAAGAAAACGCUGCAAUAUGAGAUGCAGUCCUUUCGGUUGCAUAAGUCCAGAAGAGGUCGGGGCUCUUCCUUCCUCGUCGGAGGUAAGGGUAGAGGGAAAAAACUGCCUGCUACGGCUAGUCCCAGGAGCAGAAAUCCUCCCCGGCUUCUACUAAAUCCACCGCAUGACGCUGGGGAUCCACUGAGGGAGUCCGCGCCGGUGGGGGCACGUCUUCGACUCUUCAGCCACGUCUGGGUUCAGUCAAACGUGGAUCCUUGGGCAAUGGAAAUUGUAUCCCAGGGUUACAAGCUGGAAUUCGAAGACGUGCCUCCUCGCCGGUUUUUCAAAUCGGCCUUACCAGCUUCGUCCCCAGACAGGGGGAUAGUUUUAGCUGCAAUUCAAAAACUGUGUCAACAACAAGUGGUUGUCGAGGUUCCCCUAGUUCAACAGGGGAAGGGGUACUAUUCAACCCUAUUUGUGGUCCCGAAACCGGAUGGUUCGGUCAGACCCAUUCUAAAUUUAAAAUCCCUAAACCUGUACUUAAAAAAGUUCAAAUUCAAGAUGGAAUCGCUCAGGGCGGUUAUCUCCAGCUUGGAAGGGGGGGAUUUUAUGGUGUCACUAGACAUAAAGGAUGCUUACCUUCAUGUCCCCAUAUAUCCCCCUCAUCAGGCGUACCUGAGAUUCGCUGUACAGGACUGUCAUUACCAGUUUCAGACAUUACCGUUUGGGCUUUCCACGGCCCCGAGGAUUUUCACCAAGGUAAUGGCGGAAAUGAUGGUGCUCCUGCGCCGGCAGGGAGUCACAAUUAUCCCGUACUUGGACGAUCUCCUGAUUAAAAGCAAGAUCGAGAGAUCAGUUGCUGAAAAGCGUGUCGCUCUCCCUGAGCGUGCUGCAGCAGCAUGGCUGGAUUCUAAAUCUACCAAAGUCACAGUUGGUUCUAACGACUCGGCUAUCUUUCUUGGCCAUGAUUCUGGACACGGAACAAAAGAGGGUUUUUCUCCCAGUGGAAAAAGCCCAGGAACUCCAGAACAUGGUCAGAAACCUGUUAAAACCGAAAAGAGUGUCAGUCCAUCAAUGCACUCGAGUACUGGGGAAAAUGAUGGCGACCUACGAGGCCAUCCCCUUCUGCAGGUUUCAUGCAAGGACGUUUCAGUGGGACCUUCUGGACAAGUGGUCCGUGUCCCAUCUUCAAAUUCAGCAGAAAAUAAGUUUAUCCCCCAGGGCCAGGGUGUCUCUCCUGUGGUGGCUGCAGAGUGCUCACCUUCUAGAAGGUCGCAGGUUCGGCAUUCAAGACUGGGUUCUGGUGACCACGGACGCGAGCCUCCGAGGAUGGGGAGCAGUCACACAAGGAAGAAACUUUCAGGGGAUAUGGUCAAGCCAGGAGGCUUGUCUACACAUCAAUGUACUGGAAUUAAGGGCCAUAUACAACGGCCUACGUCAAGCGGAGAAUCUUCUUCGCGACCUACCGGUUCUGAUUCAAUCAGACAACGUCACAGCCGUGGCUCAUGUAAACCGCCAAGGCGGGACAAGGAGCAGAGUGGCAAUGGCGGAAGCCACCAGGAUUCUUUGCUGGGCGGAAAGUCACGUAAGCGCUCUGUCAGCUGUCUUCAUUCCGGGUGUGGACAACUGGGAAGCAGACUUCCUCAGCAGACACGAUCUCCAUCCAGGAAAGUGGGGACUUCAUCAAGAAGUUUUUGCAGAGAUAACAAGUCGUUGGGGACUUCCUCAAAUAGACAUGAUGGCGUCACGCCUCAACAAGAAGCUUCGGAGGUAUUGUGCCAGGUCAAGGGACCCUCGGGCAGUAGCAGUGGACGCCCUGGUGACACCGUGGGUGUUUCAGUCGGUCUGUGUUCCCUCCUCUUCCACUCAUCUCAAAGAUAUUGAGAAUCAUAAGACGAAAAAGAGUGCAGACAAUACUCAUUGUCCCAGAUUGGCCUCGAAGGGCCUGGUAUUCAGAUCUUCAGGAAAUGCUCACAGAAGAUCCGUGGCCUCUUCCCCUCAGAGAGGACCUGUUGCAACAGGGGCCCUGCGUGUUCCAAGACUUACCGCGGUUACGUUUGACGGCAUGGCGGUUGAACACCGAAUCCUAGCUGGGAAAGGCAUUCCGGAAGAAGUCAUCCCUACUCUGAUAAAGGCUAGGAAGGAGGUGACGGCGAAACAUUAUCACUGUAUCUGGAGAAAGUAUGUAUCUUGGUGUAAAUCUAAGAAUGCUCCUACGGAAGAUUUCCAUCUGGGCCGUUUUCUCCACUUUCUGCAGACAGGAGUGGAUAUGGGCCUUAAAUUAGGCUCCAUUAAGGUACAGAUUUUGGCCCUAUCAAUUUUCUUUCAGAAGGAAUUGGCUCCCAGACUCUUUUGUAAAGGGAGUGCUGCACAUACAGCCUCCUUUUGUGCCUCCAGUGGCACCAUGGGACCUUAAUGUGGUGUUACAGUUCCUAAAAUCUCACUGGUUUGAGCCCCUUCAAACAGUGGAAUUAAAAUUUCUCACUUGGAAGGUGGUCAUGUUGUUGGCCUUGGCGUCUGCAAGGCGGGUGUCUGAAUUGGCGCUUUGUCUCACAAAAGCCCCUAUCUGAUUUUCCAUGUGGAUAGAGCAGAGUUGAGGACUCGUCCUCAAUUUUUGCCUAAGGUGGUUUCAUUGUUUCAUAUGAACCAACCUAUUGUGGUGCCGGUGGCUACGAGUGACUUGGAGGAUUCCAAGUCCCUGGAUGUAGUCAGGACCUUAAAAAUUUACGUAGCCAGGACGGCUCGGGUUAGGAAAACAGAGGCACUGUUUGUCCUGUAUGCAGCCAACAAGGUUGGCGCUCCUGCUUCUAAGCAGACUAUUGCUCGCUGGAUAUGUAACACGAUUCAGCAGGCUCAUUCUACGGCUGGAUUGCCGUUUCCAAAUUCGGUAAAGGGCCAUUCCACUAGGAAGGUGGGCUCUUCUUGGGCGGCUGCCCGAGGCGUCUCGGCAUUACAGCUUUGCCGAGCGGCGACUUGGUCGGGUUCAAACACUUUUGCUAAAUUCUACAAGUUUGAUACCUUGGCUGAGGAGGACCUCAUGUUUGCUCAAUCGGUGCUGCAGAGUCAUCCGCACUCUCCCGCCCGGUCUGAAGCUUUGGUAUAAUCCCCAUGGUCCUUACGGAGUCCCCAGCAUCCUCUAGGACGUAAGAGAAAAUAAGAUUUUAAACCUACCGGUAAAUCUUUUUCUCCUAGUCUGUAGAUGAUGCUGGGCGCCCGUCCCAGUGCGGACAUAUUUCUGCAAGACUUGUAUAUAGUUAUUGCUUACAUAAGGGUUAAGAUCAGUCUUUAGCUGAUGCUGUUUUGUUCAUACUGUUAACUGGUUGCGUAUAUUCCAGGUUAUACGGUGUGGAUGGUGUGGGUUGGUAUGAAUCUUGCCCUUAGAUUAACAAAAAUCCUUUCCUCGUACUGUCCGUCUCCUCUGGGCACAGUUUCUCUAACUGGGGUCUGGAGGAGGGGCAUAGAGGGAGGAGCCAGUGCACACCCAUCUAAAGUUCUCUGUAGUGCCCAUGUCUCCUGCGGAGCCCAUCUAUACCACAUGGUCCUUACGGAGUCCCCAGCAUCCUCUACGGACUAGGAGAAAAAGAUUUACCGGUAGGUUUAAAAUCUUAGAUCGAUAUAUAUAUAUAUAUAUAUAUAUAUAUAUAUAUUCUCCAACAAAUAUAAAACCACAGCACUCACCACCCCAGAAGCGGGGUGCAGUGUGUGCACUCGCCACUCAUAGGGUGGGGUGCAUGUAGCCCAUGGCCUCCUACUUAAAAAUAUACAAACAGAAAGUUCAGCACUCACCAUAGAAAGUUCACUUAUUUUUACAACAUCCAUCAAUAAAUGAUGGGGGUUUAGUUAGUGAAUUGGCCAAUGCACGGAAGCCUGCAACUGCUCGCCAAGGUACCCCAUCUUCAUGCAGGUCCUACACUAUCACAGAGUCUCAAAAAUUAAAACCUAGCAACUGUAUCACACAUAAUAUAACUGCAAAUAUGCCUACUUGGUUUAAUGUGUACCUGCCAAAUACUCCAUGACUAACUAAACCCCCAUCAUUUAUUUAUUGAUGUUGUGAAAAUAAGUGAGCUUGCUUUGGUGAGUGCUGAAGUGUGUGUGUGUGUGUGUGUGUGUGUGUGUGUGUGUGUGUGUGUGUAUAUGUGUAUAUAAAUUAUUUAUUUUUUUAUAAAAAAGGUUAAUGAUGCACACCCACGUUUAUAUUUACCACUUUUGUUUCUGUUUGUAGCAUUACUGAUAGAAUUACAAAAACCCCACAUUUGCACUUUUAAUUAGCAUAACAAUUUGUGUGUUGCCUGGUAGGCAUUGACAAUAUUUGUAUUGUGCAAAUAGAAGUUGGGAAAUAUUUAUGAAACCUGGUGCAUGGGCAAAAGGGUCACCCUAGUGUGACACUUGGGGGCUGAUUCAGUUGUUUUUGCGACCUCUGCUGGGCGUUUUUUGCAAUGGGCAUCCUUCGGAGCUAUUCAAUUGUUGCUCUGAACAGACACCCAUUGCUGUCAGCUCCUGGUUUAACCGCGCACAGCAUCUGAACUCAUCUAAAAAACCUGAAUGGGCUUCCAAAGUCUAGUUUGGGAGCCCAAACUACAGACUUAAAAUUUUUUAUUUCAAAAUGUGUUCAAAUGUGUUAACACAUUUAUUCUCGCACCACCGGGCGAAAAAAAGUGUCUGCCGCUACUAAUGGAUGUCUAUCAGAGCAACAAUUGAAUAGCUCCGAUAGAUGCCCAUUCCUUCAGAUGGCCAGCAGGUGGCGCGCACAACAAUUGAAUUGGCCCAUUGGUGUCCAUUCCCAAGCUUUAUAAAAUCUAAUUGGUUACAUUGCCUCACAAAAGUAUUUUCCUGUGUACCAUAUUUUAUUUCCACAAUUUGAGAAAAUGUUGGAAAAAUAAAAUGAGUUAUGUUUUUCAUGCUGGUUCAUAUAUAUAUUUGUGUUUGUGCACAGGAUGGUUUAGCAUUAUUUUAGUUUUUAAUGUGUUUAGAGUGUUCUGGUAAUGUAUUAAGUGAUCAAAUGAAAUAAAGUGUUUUUAUAUUUUUA